Messenger RNA from Coccinella septempunctata (seven-spotted ladybird), 1764 nucleotides. Its product is annotated as mitochondrial nicotinamide adenine dinucleotide transporter SLC25A51-like. The record is from RefSeq and is a predicted model, not a curated record. The transcript is spliced from 2 exons. Bases 234 to 1112 code for a protein of 292 amino acids. NCBI's taxonomy places the organism in Eukaryota, Metazoa, Arthropoda, Insecta, Coleoptera, Coccinellidae.
UCUAUGUCUACGAGUUCAUGGAAUUCUGACUUUUUAUUUUUACCUUUUAUAGUAUUUCAUGAUUGAGAUGCUGAAAAAUUGAAAAAUAUUCUGACAAAAAUGAAUCUUCACGGCGUCUUGAGUAUUUCCUGCCAAAUUUCGAAUCAAAUCAAAUUCCAUUAUAAAACCCAAACAUCAAUAAAUUACCAAGAAAACAUUGCAUAACCUCAAUCAAUUUAGCUACACAAAAAAUAAUGAGUACUUCAUCUGAUGGAUUAGAGGUAUCUAAUUCGCCUUAUAAUGUGCCCAUACAGAAUGGAGGUUGGCGUGAAUUCGCUUGUGGUUGGGGAGCAGCAGUUAUCAAUGUGGGAUGCACAUAUCCUAUCAAUAAGAUGAUUUUCAGACAAAUGUUACAUGGUAUAAACAUUUACAAUGCGUUUUUGGAACUCAAAAGUGAAGGAAUGUACUUUUUAUACAGGGGAAUGUUGCCCCCUUUGUGCCAAAAGACAUUUUCCAUGUCAAUCAUGUUUGGAGUAUAUGAAGAAGUUAAACAACCUCUGAUUGAAGGAGGAAUGAACAAGUAUGCCGCUAAAACUACUGCAGCAUUAAUAUCUGGUACUUCAGAAGCAGUUUUAAUGCCAUUCGAGAGAAUACAAACAUUGCUGAGUGACUCGGGUUAUCAUAAUCAUUUCAGGAAUACCUAUCAUGCAUUUAAAGUAAUAGGUACCCAAUAUGGAUUCAAGGAAUAUUAUCGAGGUUUGACACCUAUUUUACUCAGAAAUGGACCUUCAAAUAUUGGUUUCUUUAUCAUACGAGAAGAAUUUCAGGCAAAAAUGCCAAUUUUUGAAUCCAAAUUGAAUAAGACUUUAGCAGAAUUUAUGUGUGGUGCAUCUAUAGGCUUAUUAUUAUCUACAGCAUUCUAUCCUUUGAAUGUUGUCAAAAUAGCUAUGCAGUCUAAAAUAGGUGGUGAUUUUGAAAACUUCUGGAAGGUGAUGAGACAAAUAUAUCAUGAGAGAGGUGGAACAAUCAGAGGUAUAUAUAAAGGCAUCCAUACAAAUUGUUCUAGAGCAUUUAUAAGUUGGGGUGUCAUGAAUACAGCUUAUGAACAUUUGAAAAGCCUCAUCUGCAAUUGAAGAUUGGUAAAGCAACAUGGCAAUUAUGUUCCUUUUUAUAGCAAAUUUUUCAUGAUAGACUAAAUUUUAAAUUCUGCUUCUAUUAGGAAAAUAUGUUUAUUUAUUUGUAGAACUUUGCAUGGAACAGAGUUUUUAAUUUAAGUUGAUAUCAGUAUAAAUAGAAAUGAGGAAAGUUAAUCAGUUGAUUAUAUUUUAAAAGUUAGUGCAUUAUUUUUUCUGCACAUUGUUCAUUUCUGCCUUCUGUUAUCAUAAAUGAAUAAGUUGAUGCUCAGGGAGAGGAGUCUUGUUGUGACAUUAGUCCAAUUCUUUUAUUUUAGUUGAUUUUACUGCAGGAAAAGUCUUUCCUUGUACCUUUGAUUUUCCUAUGACAUGCAAGUAUUUAACUAUCAGAAUUUCGAGUGUGAGUAAAAUUAAGGCCGAUUGUACUCCUAAGUGAAAAACAAAUUAAUGAGUUCAUGUAUAAUUAAUAAAUUCAAGUGGGUGAAUGUAUUUUAUUCAUUCAAUAGUGUUCCUUCAAAAUUUAGUAUGAGAUAUGUGAAAAGAGUAUGAACCUCAUAUUUUUGUUAUACCCAGUAUAUUUGUGUACCUAAAUACCUAUGUCUUGGAUAGACAUAGGUACCUAUGACUUUGAAUAAAUUGUUUUAGCCACUGA